GUUCGCAGUCGCGGUGUUCUCGGCGUGGAUCCGUUACCGCAGAGGGCUGUGAUCUGAGCGCGCGCGCGGCCCGCCUCGUUAACCCAUUCUGUGCUGACAACAGACGUGUAAUCUCACAUGAGUAUGGAUGGGCAUGGAGAAGAAGAAGGUUCCACUGCUCAACAGCUCAAGAAAAAUCUCCGAACUGGCAAUACAGUAAAAAGGCGGCCAAAGAAAGAUGAAAAUCCGGGGUCAGAUGAUAAUCUAAAAUCAGAGCCGUACAGCAAGCGAAAAACGAAGAAAAGAGAAACUACAAGCAAAUGCCAGGCAGAGAAUACUAAAGACCUAGCUGCAAAAAUGAAACCUGACCGACAUAACGUAUGCUCGAAUGAGAUUUCUAAAUCGGGACCCGACAAGAAGCAAAAGUCAAAGAAAAGAGAAACGACCAAAAAAGCCCAGAAAACGAAUACAGACACAACUACCAACGUGAAACCUGAAACAGACAAGUGUAGAAACCAAACAUCUGAGAGAGAGAAAAGAGUGAACAAACCCAAAAAUGACACCACCAAGAAGGUAGAGGAAGAAGUGGCCGAGGCAGCACCUAAGCAUUUGCACCUUAGUUUGAGCUCUCACAAGUAUGUAGGUGCACAUGUAUCCAUUCAAGGAGGACUGUGGAAAGCAGCACUAGAGGCCAAACGUAUGGGGGCCAGAGCAUUUGGUCUGUUUCUGAGGUCUCAGAGAACCUGGAACAGUAAACCCCUAGAAGAUGAGGCUGCUGAGAAGUUCAGGAGAACAUGUGAUGAGUUGGGCUUUGAGUCCCGUUAUAUACUGCCACAUAGCCCAUAUCUUAUGAAUCUGGGCUCACCUAAGCCAGAUGUGUUUCAGAAGAGUCGUGCUAUGCUAGUUGAAGAAUUAAACCGGUGCCAGAAGCUUGGCCUUACAUUAUAUAAUAUUCACCCUGGAUCCCAUAUUGGUGAAAUGCCAGUCGACAAGUGCCUAGAACUCAUUGCUGAUGGCAUAAAUCAUGCCCACUCACAAGUUCCUGGAGUUACAGUCGUGUUAGAAAAUAUGAGCUGUCAAGGCAGCACGGUUGGAGGUCGCUUUGAGGAGCUGCGAGGAAUCGUUGACCACGUCAAGGAUAAGUCUCGUAUUGGCGUGUGCCUAGACACAUGUCACGCCUUUGCUGCUGGUCACAACUUGUCAGAAAAGACCGGCCUCCAACGUAUGUUAGAUGAGUUUAAUAAGAUUGUUGGGCUUUCAUACCUGAAAGCUGUCCACCUGAAUGAUUCCAAAGGUAAAGUUGGCUGUCGACUGGACCGUCAUGAAAAUAUAGGCAGAGGUCACAUUGGAGUAGAGGGAUUCAGAAAGGUGAUGAAUGAGCCCCGGUUUAAUGAGAUUCCCAUGAUCCUUGAGACACCUGCCAGCUCUGAUUUUGAGGACUAUUUGGAUGAGAUUGAUCUUCUGUAUUCUCUGUGUGAAUAAGGAAGACGUCUGUAAGUGACACAAUUGAACUUCACUCGUACAGGACGCUGAAGAUCUCCUGCACUCUUUGGUCUUGGAACAUUUUUCCCUUUAAUAUGCUGACUUGCAAAACUCCUGAGGAAAUGCAAGUAUUGCCGCAAGGGAAAUACUGAGAAUAUAUUGUAAAUUGUGAUUUUGCUGGAUUACGUACUCUUCAUGUUUUUUUGCCCUGGGACAAUGGGCCAGAGCAACCUAUAGGAACCUCUUAGCUUGCAUAUUUAGACCCUGCACUAGUACAGCUACAACUAGAAAAUAAUUUGGUUGCCAGGCCAAAGACUUCCAACAUUCUCAUGACCCUUUUUUCAUAAUUUUUUUUACCCCUCUAUG
Bufo bufo (common toad) is the source of this 1827-nucleotide messenger RNA. RefSeq names its product probable endonuclease 4. Gene Ontology annotation, molecular function: phosphoric diester hydrolase activity; zinc ion binding; DNA binding. Gene Ontology annotation, biological process: base-excision repair. Lineage: Eukaryota; Metazoa; Chordata; Amphibia; Anura; Bufonidae. The record is from RefSeq and is a predicted model, not a curated record. The coding region runs from base 118 to 1461 and encodes 447 amino acids. Gene Ontology annotation, cellular component: mitochondrion; nucleus. The transcript is spliced from 11 exons.